UAUCUUGUGUCGUAUACGGUACAUACCACUCAGAGUGGGAGACAACGGAAGAAAAAGAAGGUAGGGUGGCCCAGCCCUGUCUGUUCCUGGUACGGUGGUUCCUAUUUACGGUUUGGCGGCGGCUUCACGAUUAGUGUGGAAAUAGUUAUUUAGGCUCUCGUAAGGUGCAGAAGCGCAGCAGACCCAUGCCGUCUCCAACAAAAAAUAUAUGGUCUUACAUCAAACAGCGGCUUAUUUUUUUUGUUUUGUCUCUCUUUCCCCUUGCCCCCCCCCAGAGGUACGCCGGGAUGAAAUUGAUGCGAAACAUCAUUUUCGGCGAGGGCAACGAAGGAGAAACCUCGUCACCAGUCAGGAUUAUUACGAGGCAUUUUACGGCGACCGGCGAGGAGAAAGAGGACAGCGAUGAUGCAGGAACACAUCGCGAGAUGCAUACAGCGCGCAAGAGUAAGUUGAAGCCUCUUGGCUGUUAGAGUCACAUUAGUCGCAGCAGUGAAUACCGUUGUAGUCGUGUCAUCCCUUGUUUGUUCUGCUGUGUGUUACUCCAUUCGUUACGAACGAUCGGUGUGUCGCCCUGUUCAUAUUCCGACGUCAUUGCCGCGAAGAAAGGUGAACGCUCCAGACCGUCCAAACGAGAACAGAUUGCGUCGGAGUCAUAUAAUUUCCUUGUUGUGUUUUCGAAUGCUGUUGGGUGCAAGGGCGCCGAGAGGACUCCGACGAGGAGGAGGAUGACGGCGACGUGGAGGAUUCGGACGAAGAGGCGGAGCGCGACAAGGAUGCAGUCCGUGAGAUGCAUGAAGCCGCCAGAGGAUUCGGUGAUAUUUCGGAGUUGUACAAGGUGUACGUGAAAGAGCGUAAGAAUUCCGUGGCCGUGGAGCUCUCGUACCCCAGUAAAAGAUGUCAGAUUUCAAGACCGCGCGGGCAAGUCCUGUACGACAUCGCCGGAUGGGCGGCCAGCAAGGCUUUGACGCAUCAAGCAAGACACAAUAUUUCCCAGGAUUGGGUGCUUGUCGUCCAACACAACACUCGCCGGUCCAGUCGGGAGGCGAUAUUUACUAAUGUCAUGCCGAGAGAUAUCGAUCAGAAGAACGACCUGAAGAACGGUCCAGGACUUCCCUACCCGACGAUGGAUUGGGUAGAGUCUGGGUAUGCCGUGGAGAGGGGCAUUUUCUGAAAAACCCUAUCUUCCUUGCUGCUUGCCUUGGGGACUUGCCAGCCGAGAUUUUCAAAGUUGUAAGCGAGGCGGAGUCGUCAAGGAAAUGUGGGGAAACUGCUGUCCACCUGGUGCUCCCGCCAUCGACCCUAGUUUAUCCCAGGAGAUGUUUCUUUUCGAAGUCGGGAAGAUCCUUGACGUGCGAAUGGGUGACUACGCGAAGAGUGUAACGGAGAAUACUUCCCUCAAGUUCACGAAGGCCGCGCUUGGUUUACGGCAACAGCUAAACGCACAGGUCAACACAAAGGGACGGGCGGGUGGAAGGGCCGGUAGUAGCGGAGCAGAGGGAGGUGUACAGGGGGACGAGGCCGCUGGAGGGGGUAAGGGGGACCUUGCUAAGCGCCGAAAGGGGGGGGGAUGUCCAGGGCAGAGAUUAGGGACAGAUGCACUACAAAGCAACUUGUCGUGCUCACGAAAGCCGCAGAGAUUCCGAAGGGCAAUGUGAACUCAAGAAUAGAGGAUCUCCUCGAUUAUCUGGAGACGUUUGUGUGUGGUUCAGGCAGGAACCGGUUGGAGGGGCAGGCCCCAACGUGACGGGGGCUGGGCUAGCCGGAGGAGGUUGCGGGGGGCGUGGCUGUGAGAACGCGGGUGAGGGCAGCACCUUGACAGGAAGUGGGGAGGUGGCCUCUGCCGGUGGUGAUUUGACGACGGAAGAAGUUCCUACGCAGGACGGGAUGGACCACGACGAUUUCCUUUCCCGGCCGAUUGCAAUGGAUAUCUCACUGUCGGUUUUGGAGGGGGCGGGUGUGUCUAGCGGGAGUGGUUCUUGAUCAAGUUUCCAAGACAGAAGGUGAAGGCUUCGGUGGCGCCGGCUUUCGUUUUCUUAUACUGUACAUCAAUUUUCAGGGAUCAUAACUGCCAUCUGAUUUGUGUGCGUGUCGAACUUGGCGUUCCCUCACGGUUUCCCUCUUCUCACCACAAGGCCCGCCGGUGCGUUACACACCUCAACCGCUCAGAACCAUGCUCGCAAUAUUUGUCUUCUGUGCUUGCUAAGGGCAGCAGCUACAUAGUAGUCGUCU
Molecule: messenger RNA, 2229 nt
Organism: Ectocarpus sp. CCAP 1310/34
Lineage: Eukaryota; Phaeophyceae; Ectocarpales; Ectocarpaceae
Source: the annotation of a GenBank genome assembly